AAACCAAUUGUAGAAACAGUUGGAGGGCGGAGAUGGCACGAAAGAACUACCGAACCUGCGUGCGGAUGGGCAACUGGAACGAAGACAUCUUCCUGGAGGAGGAAAUGAUGAAAGAUUUUUUGGAAAAAAGAGAUAAAGGGCAGCUCCUUAUACAGAGAAAUAGAAUACUUAUUGCAAAUCUCUUAAAACAGACAAAGCUUUCUAUUACCGAAGAUGGAUUUAUUCAUUAUGGAGAUAAAGUAUUAGUUAUUAAUCCUGACUGUGAAGAUCCUCAUGGUGGCCAAGUUGUAUUUGGCAGACUAGCAUUGUCAGUGACUCCAGAAGAAAUGAAAGCACACAUAAGUAAUGACAUAGAGGUGCCCUGUGAAGUGACUGCUAUGCCUGGUGUAAGCCCAAUUGGCAGAAACACAUUUAUCAUUUUAAGCUUAGAUGGAAAUGCACUGGGUGAACCUAUAAGAUAUGGGCAGAAUUUUGGUCUUGCAACAACAGCUGGCUUUGAUGAUAAGAUGUUAUAUUUAGGAAGUGACCAUAAGACAAUGAUGAAGUCAGCGAAGAAGUCUUGGCUUCAGGAUGUUUACCUAACAGAUGAAUUCACCUAUUUGACUUUCUGGCAAGCUACUUAUUUUGAUCCUCAGCUGCGCAUUGAAUAUGAAGGCUUUCCAGUUCCUGCAAAUACUAAGAUCGUUAUCAAGCAUUGCCAUACGAACCAAGCACUGGCAGCUAACAGGAAAUACUCUCUAAGAACAUAUUUUGGAAAAGAAUGUGAAGUUGCUUGUCACACACACCUAGACUCUCAUAAAUCUGAAAAACCAUUAAACUACUGGGUUUUAUGUACCGGGGAUCCAAGUGACCAUUCAUCUAUUAUGUUGGACAGACCCAACCCUUCAUCAGAGAAGACCAUUCCAGAAGAGCAAGCAGUGAGCACAGAUGCACCAUAAUCUAUUGGACAAAAACUCUCUCCUCUGGCCUAUGCUUUUAACACAUAGAAUUGUUUUUUAAUGAAAUUAAUUACGUUUUUUGUCUUAUGGAAAUAGAUUUUUUAAAAUGAACUAUAAAAGCUCUUUGAAAGCUAUGUGGAAUGAUAUGGGCGUUUACUGCAUUUAUAAUGUCAGACUUGUUGGUAAGGAUUGAUGGCUACAUUUUCAUUCUUCUUUGAAUGGAUUCUUUUUAGACUGUUAGCUCUUAGUGGACAGGAACCAUGACCUUUUCAGUUAACUGUCACUUGUGCUGUAUACAUCUAGAUAGUUAAUAAAUAUUAUUUGAAGAUA
Phascolarctos cinereus (koala) is the source of this 1268-nucleotide messenger RNA. It is a transcript of the gene CFAP161, whose product is annotated as cilia and flagella associated protein 161. Lineage: Eukaryota; Metazoa; Chordata; Mammalia; Diprotodontia; Phascolarctidae. The record is from RefSeq and is a predicted model, not a curated record. Gene Ontology annotation, cellular component: motile cilium. Gene Ontology annotation, biological process: cilium assembly.